AUGGCGGCGGCGGGCGGCUCGGGCCCGGCAGGCCCUGGGGUGCUGGGGGCGGCCGGCUGGGACGGGGACUUCCUGGCGCGGUACCGGCUGGUGUCGGCCAAGCUGCGGAAGCGGUUCCUGCGGAAGCCGAACGUGUCGGAGGCGGCGGAGCAGUUCGGGGUGCUGGCCCGGGAGCUGCGGGCCCAGGAGAGCCUUCCCUACGCCGCCUGGUGCCAGCUGGCCGUGGCCCGCUGCGCCCAGAGCCUCUUCCACGGGCCCGGCGAGGCGCAGGCCCUGACCGAGGCCGCGCGCCUCUUCCUGCGCCAGGAGCGGGACCUGCAGCAGCGGCUGAGCCUGAGCGGCGGCUUCGCUGAGCAUCUGCAGGCUUCGCAUAGCUGCUUCGCCUUCGCCGCCCGCCUGCACCUGGAACUGGGGCAGCCGGCGCUGGCGGCAGGGCUCUGCCUGGAGCUGGGCUCGGCGUUGCGGGAUAUGGAACAACCCGGCCAGGCCGCCCCACACUUCCAGCGUGCUGCCGAGCUGCUGGCGGCCGCUGAGUUGCCCCUGGAGGCGCUGCGCUGCCUGGGCGAGCUGGCCUCCUGUCUGCUGCUCACCCGCGACUACGACGGGGCCCUGGCUGUGCUCACCCAGGCGCAGCUGCUGGCCCAGGCCGGGCCCAGCCCACCCAGCGGCGCCUUCCUAGAGGUGUUGGUGCGUUGCGAGGUGUCCCGGGUGCUACUGCUUCUGCUGCUUCAGCCGCCGCUACCCAAGCUGCUGCCCGAGCACGCCCAGACCCUGGAGAAAUACUGCUGGGAGGCCUUCGAGAGUGGGGCGGGAGCUGGGCAACUCCCCCAGGCAGGGUACCUGCCCCCGGGCCUCUUCCUCCUGCUGCAGUCCACUGUCAUGGCCUGUCAGGAGAAGGACCUGGAGGCACUCAAAGUGCUGCAGGCCGAGCUCUGGCCGCUGCUCAGCCCCGAGCAGAACCACCUGCUCCACCUGGUGCUUCAAGAGAUGAUCAGCCCCUCUGGGCAGGGGGCCUAGUUCCCCCACUCAGACUGGUUUCAGUUGCCUGCUGCCACUUCCAUAGGGGAGAGGCCU
Molecule: messenger RNA, 1074 nt
Organism: Emys orbicularis (European pond turtle)
Lineage: Eukaryota; Metazoa; Chordata; Testudines; Emydidae
Product: 40-kDa huntingtin-associated protein-like
Exons: 1
Coding region: 1-1017 (338 amino acids)
Biological process (GO): vesicle cytoskeletal trafficking
Cellular component (GO): early endosome
Molecular function (GO): protein binding
Source: RefSeq, a predicted model, not a curated record